Molecule: messenger RNA, 1374 nt
Organism: Sabethes cyaneus
Lineage: Eukaryota; Metazoa; Arthropoda; Insecta; Diptera; Culicidae
Product: glycosaminoglycan xylosylkinase homolog
Exons: 4
Coding region: 83-1351 (422 amino acids)
Biological process (GO): protein phosphorylation
Cellular component (GO): Golgi apparatus
Molecular function (GO): phosphotransferase activity, alcohol group as acceptor
Source: RefSeq, a predicted model, not a curated record
GACAAAACGUCGACAAUUAUAUUUGGUUGUUAUAGGUCUUUUGUUUCUUUUAGUUUUAAUUUAUAGUACGAAUUUGUAUUUUAUGAAUUGGCUUGCUCACGAUGAUACGAUGCCAUCAGUGCCAGAUGCAUUGCUAAAACGGCAAGAAAAAAACUCACAGGUACAUUUGGGUAACGAGAGUGAUAUCCGCUCGGGACAACGAGCAGCGAAGGAUGCGUAUCCUAUGUUGAAUCGAAUUCAGGCAGUAGUGGAGACCAGAGCUACCACACUGAAGACCGUUUUCAAAAACAAAAAUCCUCGUUAUUAUCCCGUAAAACGUGGAUUACUCCGGUCGUUCAGUAGCAAAAGCUUUAACAUAUCAACUGUAUGGAAGAUUGCUGGAUCGUGGCCCAGUGAGAACGACAUAUAUCCUCAGAAGGAUGAAAAAAUUGGUAAAGUUAUACGAGCUUUACAGGAAGCGCAAAUUUUAGGAGCCAGAAACACUCCUCGAGGAACCCAAUUGAAGUUGCUGUUCGAUUUAGCUGGGAAACAAACAGUACUGUUCAAGCCUUGCUGGUAUAGUAGAAAUACCACCAUAGAUGGCAUGGUGUAUUCCGGAAAGGAUCGCCACAAUUCGGAAAUUGUUGCUUUCCAUCUGGCGGCGAUAUUGAACCUUCGCUGGACACCGAUCGUUGUAGGGCGUCGAAUUUCUUUGCUGGAAAUUUACCGACUGGCAGAUCAAGAACUUAAGGAGACUAUGAUUAAAAACAACACCCAUCAAUGUGUUUAUGGUAAAUGCUAUUACUGUAAAGAAAGUGAGGCUGUUUGUGGUGAGACAAUCACGGGUAAUGUAGAAGGUGCUUUGCUCUUGCUUAUUCCUGGAAAGUUUGCUAAGUACCGUUCACCCUGGCAGAGAACCUAUCAGAACGGUGUAGCAGCUGAGUGGGAGAAAACGGAUGCCUAUUGUACUAAAGUUAAGGAAAAACUGCCAUUAGUUCGAUUACUCGAUUUAAUCGAUGUAGCCGUUUUUGAUUUUCUCAUACAAAACGGUGAUCGGCAUCAUUACGAAACUCGCGAAGAUAGGGUUUUACUGUUGGACAACGGAAAAGGAUUUGGCAAUGCAUUUAAGGACCAUUUUGAUAUACUGGCGCCGCUAUACCAGUGUUGCAUGAUUCGUAAAACUACUUGGGAACGGCUGCAAAUUUUCUCCGGUGGAGCCCUUACGGAAACUCUAGUCGAAUUGAAUGAGAUUGAUCUGCUGUAUCCAUUACUGACCAAAGACCACUACAUAGGUAUCGAAAGACGUUUAAUUAUGGUUUAUACAACCGUUGAAUUGUGCAAGGAGAAAUAUGGCAACAAAGUGUUCAGAUAGUGUCUUGUUGAUUUGAUUUCUUU